GGAUGAGAAAACAAGCUCCCCUCUCAAACAGAUCUAGGUAUCAUCAAUCAUUAUCGUCGGAGCAUUCAUCCAAACUACAACUACAGCGUGCCUGAAAAUACUGCACUCCAUACUCCACUCCACUUCUCUUCUAACACCUUGGUGCUUGCGCGUCGUGUUCUGGCCUAACACCUUGGCGCUUGCCCGUCGUAUUCUGGCCUAACUCCUUGGUGCGUGUCUGUCUUAUUCAGGCCGUGUCCGAGGCCUUUUACCUCGUAUCCGGCCACUGUUUGCAAGCGUCAGUCACGUGAUUUUUCACCAGGUUUAGCUUGUCUAUGCUUCUUCCGCUCUGGGCUGAAUAGAUUGAACUUGAGCGCUCAUUAUGAGCUCAACAAACAUCAUUGACUUAUGUAGAGAUGAAGAUCUCGAAAGGUAUACAAAAACUGUUAAACUGGAGCCAGGUUUUGCUGGAAGGUCAAUGUCACAGAAGGAUGAUUUGAAAAAUGACAUAAUGCUAUCCAAAGUAAAUUCUAGAGAGAACCAAACAUCUGGGGCUAUUUACGCCAGACAGGGUAGUGGAAGCGGUUUAUGUCAAGAACAGUCUGCUACAGAUGAUUCAAGCCUCUGUUCCAUAUCUCCGAUAUGCUCAGCACCUCUUGUUCGGCAGUUUUGGAAAGCUGGAAACUAUGACGGGGGACUUAAUUCAAAGCCUACCCAUAAAAAUGGUACCAGUUACUUGCACAUCCAUCCAAAGUUCUUACAUUCAAAUGCUACAUCACACAAAUGGGCAUUUGGCGCCAUUGCAGAGCUGCUUGACAAUGCUAUUGAUGAGAUACAAAAUGGGGGCACCUUUGUUGUAGUAGAUAAAAUAGUAAAUCCAAGGGAUGGAAGAUCUGCUUUGUUAAUUCAAGAUGAUGGGGGUGGAAUGGACCCUGAAGCAAUGCGUCAUUGUAUGAGUUUCGGAUUUUCAGAUAAGAAGUCAAAGUCAGCAAUCGGACAGUAUGGAAAUGGUUUUAAGACGAGUUCCAUGAGACUUGGAGCAGAUGUUAUUGUCUUCAGCCGCUCAAGGAAAAGAAAAAUGACACGAAGCAUUGGGCUUUUAUCUUACACAUUUUUGGCACAAUCUGGCCUUGAUAGAAUAGUGGUUCCAAUGAUUGACUAUGAGUUCAAUUCAACAGAUGGCACAUGGAAUUCAAUACACACUGAACAAUAUUUUGCAACUAAUCUUUCUCUGUUAUUGAAGUGGUCACCAUAUUCAACAGAGGAGGAUCUUCUCUGUCAGUUUGUUGACAUUGGUGAUCAUGGCACAAAGAUCAUUAUCUACAAUUUAUGGUUGAAUGAUGAAGGGAAAACAGAGCUCGACUUCAACUCUGAUCCUGAGGACAUUCGUAUUUGUAAUUAUACAAGCAAUAUGGAGAAGGGUCCUCGUGCAUCUUUAAAUGAUGAACAUCUUGCCAACCGUCUCCGUUUUUCAAUGCGUGCAUACCUAUCCAUUUUGUACUUGCGAGUUCCUGAAAACUUUUGUAUUGUGUUACGUGGGAGCUUAGUUGAGUAUCAUAAUAUUGCUAGUGAACUCAAAUAUCGGCAAUGUAUCUUGUAUAAACCAUCAAGUGGUGGAGUUUGUGAGGGUGAAAUCAUUACGACAAUUGGGUUCCUAAAAGAGGCCCCAUUGGUGAACCAUCACGGUUUCAACGUCUACCACAAAAACCGUUUAAUACUGCCAUUUUGGCAUGUUGUCAGCUAUUCUGACAGUAGAGGCAGAGGGGUUGUGGGUGUUCUGGAGGCCAACUUUAUUCAGCCAACACAUAAUAAACAAGACUUCGAGAAAACUCCCCUUUUUCAAAAGCUUGAAGCACGAUUGAGGGAAAUGACGUUAGAGUACUGGGAUUAUCAUUGUGGACUUAUUGGUUACAUGAGACCAAAGAAGAAAAUUCAAGCACCAAAGCCGCCCCAGGUUACACCUGAAUUUCGUCAGAAGCAUGGUACAUAUCAGGCCGUGUCAAUGACUAAAAACUCUUCUAGUGUAGCUGGUACAAAAGUGUCAUCAAGGCUUGACAAUCUGCCAAGAACUUUUCAUCAUAACUUUCAACAAGUGCCACUAAUACCUACUAAAAGGAAAGACCGCAAUCACCCAAAUGAAGCUGAAAAUGUGAAGCAAAAGGAGGCCAGGCAACUGCCUGCUGGUGGUGCUAGUUACUUGGGAAGUGAAGAGGCUGAAAACAAAAAACUACGUGCUCAGUGUUUGCAUCAUGAGAAAAAUGUGGAAGAGCUUAAUGCCAAGGUAAAUCUGCUAAGGAAGCAUUUAAGAGAAACACAGAAGAUGUACGGUCGAUUGCUGCUCGAGUUGAAGUUAUUGGAAAAGACCAAAGGGGAAGUAGGAUAACACGCUCGCACAGAUGUGUGUGUGUGUCUGUAGUGUGUAGUGAGGGGAUUUAGAUCGGGUGCAGGGGAGGGGGGCCUUUCAUUUUUGCGUUUGGCAUUGAUCUCUUUUGUAAAUGGUUACUGUAUUUCAGUUAAUUAAUGCCAGUUAGAAACUUAGAAACUUCGCAGGCUACUAACGGAUCCCUAAUGUUGUGUAUUGUUCACUGUAGUUCCAGGCUUCCAGGCUCCAGCCCCCCUCCCCCCCAAAAGAAAAUCAGAACUGGUAAAUUUCGUUGUGUUGGAAUUCAAAAGAGCAAAGUUACUAAUACUGUACGUUUGAUUCCU
Messenger RNA from Cuscuta europaea, 2685 nucleotides. NCBI's taxonomy places the organism in Eukaryota, Viridiplantae, Streptophyta, Magnoliopsida, Solanales, Convolvulaceae. The record is from the annotation of a GenBank genome assembly.